This is a messenger RNA of Myotis davidii, 1945 nucleotides long. It is a transcript of the gene IHO1, whose product is annotated as coiled-coil domain containing 36. Bases 1 to 1434 code for a protein of 477 amino acids. The transcript is spliced from 4 exons. Lineage: Eukaryota; Metazoa; Chordata; Mammalia; Chiroptera; Vespertilionidae. The record is from RefSeq and is a predicted model, not a curated record. Gene Ontology annotation, biological process: homologous chromosome pairing at meiosis; meiotic DNA double-strand break formation; DNA recombination. Gene Ontology annotation, cellular component: condensed nuclear chromosome.
AUGCAAAGCCAGCAUGGUGGCUGCCUUCUCUUCCAGGGCGUGCUGAAGCCUCCCCAAGAUGAGUGGGCAAAAGCCCUCAGCUCUGACUUCCUGGAGAAGCGCUUCCUGGGUGAGGAGGUGAAACUCAUCAAGAAGAUGGCGUGCCAUGGCCCGGCUGUCCUGAGGGAGGGAGGAGGACAGCGGAGGAAGCAUCCUGCUCUGGCGUCCUCGCCUCACCCGGCUGAUCUGCUGGCAGAGCAGGCCCGGGCCAGGCCAGCCUCCCUCCUGCCUCUCCACCACUGUGGCCGGGGCACCAUCUUCCUAAGGCGAAUUGUCGUUGUUCUGUAUUUAGUGCAAGAAACUGCGCGGGCCCAGAGGGACCUGGUGUUGGAAACAGCGCAGGACAAAGGCCGCGUGGAGCAGGCGGUCCUGGAGCUGCGGAGGGAGUUCCAAGCGAGACAAGCGGAGAUCGCAGAAGUGAAGUCCGGCCUGAAGCACCUUGAAGCGGUGGCUGCGCAGCAGAGCAAGGACGUCCAGCAGCUGUGUGAGCAGCUGGCCCAGCUCGACGUGCGCGGCGCCCUCGCAGAGCUGAAGCGCUUCAUCGAGGGGCCGCGGGGCCCCACGCACGUGAGAGACAGCACUUCCCAGACCUCGCCCCCGCGGGCCCAGGCCCAGGCCCUCCCAGCGCGGGAUCUGAGGGUGGGCGCCCUGCGGCCCGGGGAGUUUGAUGUCUGGGGUGAGGGAGCCAAGAGGGCAGCCCUCCCAGAAGAGGCCGUUGGAGAAGGGAAGAGAAGCAGGGGGGUCCGGGACAAGGCCGUACAGACGAACCCCAAGAGCCAGCUUCUCCCUAAGACGAGCGCGGAGAACUAUGGCGGCAGGAAGCUGGUUGCCCAAGGAGCCUUGCGGCUUCUGUCCCUGGACGGAAACAACUUUGUGACCAGCCCAAAACGUCAGACCAAAGGCGUGUUUUCACGUGACCCCUGUGAGCAGCAGCUGGUGACGGGAGAACACAGGCGGAGAGGCCGGCCGCCCAGGAGCACCCGCCGGGGCAGGCCCCCCACCAGGCGGCAAGCGCAACCCCGAAGCACAGCCUGUGCUUUCAGUUCCAAGUGCCCCCAGCCUCCCGGUCCUGGCUCACAGGGGUCCCCCCCGGAGCAGCAGGAGCCCCGUGCUCAGCCCCUGUGUUGGGGGCUCCAGGGACGGAACCCCUCACAGCCUGCUCAGGGAGGGGCACUCAGACCCAGGACGACGCAGGCAGCACCCCGGGCCCUCCCGCAGCUCAGUGGGCACUCUCCCCAGGACAGCAGCCAGCGUUCUGACAGCUCCCAGGGGGACCCCCAAAUGAGCUGGUUCAGCGACCUCAACCCUGAAAGCCCCCAGGCCCCGCAGUCCCAGCAGCCGGGAAAGGCUGUGCUCUACCACCUGCGUUUCGAUAGCAGCGACGAGAGCGCCUGAUGGGCACAGUGACUGCAGCGGCUGGAAAGAGAAAUGAAGGGUCAGAGGUCCUGCUAGAAACGGGGGCAGGUCUGGCAUUCUGGCACCCGGUGCUGCCCACGCCAGGGCAUGUGCACCCUCCUUCCCGACGUGAAGCCGGUGGGAGAGCGGGCACCGCCUGGGCGUGGCUCCGCGGAACCCUGAGUGCCAUGGGUGCUGUAGGGCAGGGCUAGCAAACACUUUUUUUUUCUUCAAAAUAUUCUCUACACGUGACCAAUAUUUCUCAGGGCCUCCAGACUUUUAAAUUUUUACCCAGGCUGCUACGGGAGCAUUGUGUGUGUUUGGUCAGUGGACCGGCCAUGCUAGUCAGGCCUGGUGAGCAGAGCGCGCUAAAGCUGCCGGCGACAGACGUGGCACCAAACAGGUACCCGGAGCGCCGCUGCUCAGGCCACGUGACUCCACUUUCCUCCGGACUGUUGUCCCCACGGCCUGUUCUGACCUUGGAUUAACGCCCCGAGGGCAGCGGUGGCCG